UGACAGGCGGGUAUGAGGAUAUUCCUUGGCAGGUUAUUACGAUUUUAGGUUUCAUUAUGACUUUAUAUUGUAUUUUGUGUCUGAGACACAGUUUAGUCAUUAGGCCAUGGUAAAAUGACUGUAGCUUGCCAAAAACAGGGCAGUACUACCACAGCCUCUGUCAAGGGAAAAGCAGUCAGCGGCAGAGAGGCAGAGAGCACCGCGGGAGAGAAGGAAGGAGGACUGUAAACUCCGCCUCCGGACUCGAUCGUUUCACAUUCCUUAUUCACAGCCCCUCACGUUAGAGAAUAUAGAGAAAGGGAGAAGAAGGGCACAAGAAGAAGGAGAGCAAAACGACAAUGGCAAUAAUCAAAACGUCUGAGCUUGACAUAUCCGAUCAUACCGCAUCUGCAACGUCGACUUGGGCAUGGAGCACUCGCGCCAUACACAGAGCUCAGCUGAAUGACGUUACACCUGGUUUGAGGACAAAAUGAGGGUCAUCUUCAUCCAGAACGCCGGUUUCGUCGCUGCUUUCUCGGGAGGCAAUGACGCUGAAGGUUUCGCCUGUUAGUUGUGAGUUAACGAUGUUGGCAGCAUUUUUACGGUAGAUUAUGUGAACGGCCUAGAAUAAACGAAAGACUAUGAGAUAAUAAUGCCAGUAUAGGCUACUACACGGAUGACGAGAAUAGAAUAAUAGCGUGAUGUUUAAAUAACCUAAAUAUUAUUUUUCUUUCUGGAUUGCUACAUUUUGAGCACCAUUGUUCAUACCCGAGGAGACAUACAAUCGAAAGUGGAUUCAGCUUCCGACAUGCAUUCGUCUGUCGAAUUCUGAAUACAUAUUUAGAGAACUGUAGCCCUAGAAUAUACCUUCAUAGUAAAAAAUGUAUAAUAUGCAUUGCAUUAUGUAUCAGGCGCGUAAAGACAGGUGAUGUCACAUGUCUCCUUUAUAACCUUUUGCUUUUUUUAUUUAAUCGUAUAAUAAUGACUCACUCUUAUAAGCCGACAAAUGAAUGACUAUAUGUGGAGAGAAUUCUUUGAUCAGAAAAGAAUGAACAAAGGGAGUGAUCAAUAGACAAUCGGAAUAAUUUCUAUGUUUAUUACUAUAAUAUUUACGCAUUAUUCCUUGUAAUUUAUUUUAUUUAUUACGACUAUUAUUAGGCCUAUAAUAAGUAUAACUAUAGUAUAAAUAUUUGUAACAAAUAGCUUAGUUUAAGAUAUUUAACCGUGGGAAGUUAGUUUGAAUACUUCCCUAGAGAUGGAAACAGCUUGUCUCUCGGCCCACCGAGGGCUGACCCGUCCUGAGGCCAAACAAACCCCAACCUCAGUGGGUAAACCAUCUAGGGGUGACCUGUCCCCUCCAUCGCUACCUGCCGGUAAUUCAAUGGCAGAGACACCGGCAGCUAGCGAUGGCAGCAGGAGAAAUUCAGGCUUCAAGAAACACCACCACAAGCAUAACCUGAAACACCGCUACGAAUUGCUCGAGACUCUCGGAAGAGGGACCUAUGGCAAAGUCAAGAAGGCAAUUGAACGACACUCCGGCAGAGAGGUGGCUAUCAAGUCCAUCCGGAAGGAGAAGAUCAAGGAUGAGCAGGACAUGGUUCACAUCCGCAGGGAGAUCGAGAUCAUGUCAUCCCUGAAACACCCCCACAUCAUCUCUAUUUAUGAAGUGUUUGAGAACAAGGACAAGAUCGUGAUCGUGAUGGAGUACGCCAGUAAGGGCGAGCUGUACGACUACAUCAGUGAGCGCCGGCGCCUGAGCGAGAGAGAGACACGACACUUCUUUAGACAGAUAGUCUCUGCUGUGCACCACUGUCAUAAGAACGGCGUGGUGCACAGGGAUCUGAAGCUGGAAAAUGUGCUACUGGAUGAAAACUGUAACAUUAAGAUUGCUGACUUUGGGCUAUCCAACCUCUACCAUAAGGACAAACUGCUGCAGACGUUUUGUGGCAGCCCGCUCUACGCAUCACCGGAGAUAGUCAACGGAAGACCCUACCACGGCCCAGAGGUGGACAGCUGGGCUCUGGGCGUGCUGCUGUACACCCUGGUCUAUGGUACCAUGCCGUUCGAUGGAGGAGACCACAAGAACCUCAUCCGCCAGAUCAGCAAUGGGGAGUACAGAGAGCCCACCCAGUCCUCAGAUGCCCGCGGUCUGAUCCGAUGGAUGUUGAUGGUGAACCCAGAGCGGCGGGCCACGGUGGAAGACAUCGCCAACCACUGGUGGGUCAACUGGGGCUGGAAGAGCAGCGUGUGCGACUGUGAGACCCAGCGGGACAACGGCACCUCCUCUCCCAUGCUGGCCCGCUUCAUUGACUGGCAGAACCGCACCGAGCCCCGGCCAGGAAAACCCACCACCCUGCUGCCCCUGGUCCUCCGCCAGCGUCCCAAGAAGUCCAAGAAGGAGAACGAAGUGGGUGAUGGCCCCCACGGUGGAGGGGAGGGGGACAAGCCAGGGCUGAAGAGGCCCAAGGGGAUUCUCAAGACCAGGGUGACAGAGGAGCAGCGCUCGCCCAGCCUGGAGGAGGUGGAGCUGGGGAGUGGUGGAGCGAUGAUGGGGCUCAGGCCAGCCAAGGGAGAAGGAAGCUGCUCUAGCCCCGACAGAGAGGAGGAGGAGGAGGAGGAGGAGGAGGAGCCUGCCCUGGCAGGGGGCUCGCCAGCUAAGAUGGUGCCCACCCUUCCCAAGAAGGGCAUCCUGAAGAACAACCAACAACGGGAAUCAGGGUACUACUCCUCCCCGGAGCGCAGUGAGUCCUCCGAGCUGCUAGGGGGCGCCACCAUGUCCCUGGUCACCACCUGCAGCUCCCCUCCUAGGAGAGUGGUGGGGAGGAAGGGCAUCUUGAAGCGUAACGGGAAGUAUUCCACCUACAGCGGCCCUCCCUCAGCUGGUGCUCUCGGGGAGCCUUCCUCGGGGGGUGACUCAGGCCUGUCCCGUAGCCAGAGCCGUCCGUCCAGCAUGGUGUUGGAGGACGACGUCCUGUCCCCCAGUUUGUCCCCCGACUGGCCCCCCACCGCCCCACACCGCCCCAACAUCAGGGCCUGCGUGUCAGCCGAAAACCUGCUGCAGUUGGCCAGCUUCAAGGGCUUCCAGGCGGCCCCACCGCUCCACGGGUCAAAGUUCAGCCGGACCCCCAGAGAGCUGGGGUCCCCGGGGGAUAACGGCAGCUUCUCCCUACUGGGGGACCUGGACGACAUGACUCAGGUGUACCAGCAAGCCCUGGACAUCAGCAGCAACCUCACCUAGCCUGGGAGGGCCCGGGGGGAAGAGAAGAGGCAGCCAGCUGGCCAGGCUGAGGCUAUAACAUCUGUCUCUGUUGGUGUGUAUGUACAUGAAUGUGUAUGUCAUUGACAACCAUUGACCAGUGUGUUGUUGGGAUAGCCUGCCUACACUUUUUGGGAGGUUAUCAUUUUCUUACCGGGAAUUGAAUCCUUGUUAGAAACUAAAUCAUACACACACUCAUACAUACACAAUUAUGCACUUCUCAGUCAAAGGAAAUUCAGUUAGCAGGGUUUUCAAACGAUGUAGAGAGAAAAAACACUGGCACGAGAGAAUGCCACCCAGCCUGCCUCCUCCAUCCACCCGUAGACGUUGCUGUAUUCAAAUGUUUACAUAUUCAGCAAAAGGCAAGUUAGAAUCACAAUUGCAGCAACCAGAAACUGGUUGGCUCUCGAAGCGAGCCAUGAAUUGAGUUGGAGUUUCAAAAAGCACCUUAAAACUCACACAGAGCACAUGUUUUUGUGAUCUUUUACUUCCUGUAAAAAACAAACCAGGGUCUUGCGCCAAAAUAACUGACAAUGUUAAUUAUUUAUUCAUAUUUGCGUAGAUUUUAGUUGAAUAGAAAACUGGUGGGUUCUGGCAGUACUGGAAGAGUCCAAAGCUCAUUGUCUCCAACCCUUUGUGUGGAACUGACAUAUAUAAUUAUUAUGUUACCCAUUAAAAUGAAACAUGUAUACAUGAUAUAUUAAUAUGGCCGCAUAUGUAAAGCAUGCAGCUAUGUAUAUCACCAUAAAAGCGCAUGUCCUGUAAAUUAGCAUACGGUAUUAGGGAAUAUGUAGGAAGUGCCUUUUUGAUCCAUAUACAAUUAUGUAUGUCAUUUCCUGAAAGUGGAGAGAGAUGGUUGCCAGGCCAACCUGUCACCAGUUGUGCUGUUUUGAUUCAUAUACAUGUGAAUGUGGUGAGAGAGACCCAGGACCUUAAUGGAACCCACAGCAGCCUAUAGCCUUACACAGUCACAGGUCAGGGGUCACACAGACCUAAAACAGCAGUUGAGAUGAAACAGUCCCGUCUCCAUGCCCCAAAAAACUUUGUCAGGAACAAGAACCAAGCCCAGAGAGAUGACAGUCUUAAACAAGCCUUUUCGUGCAGUGCUUUCUUGUUUUAUUUGUUCCCCCAUAGAUGUGUCAGCAGUUUGGGGAUUUGGUUUAAACACACGGCCUGGCCAGGCGAGCUGGAGGGGUCUGGAGCUGCUCACCUUAGUGAAGGUAGAUGGCUCAGAUGCCCUCUCAGAUGCCCUCUCAUAGCCCUGGAAUGUCCUUGGCAAAUAAACAGCCAUGUCUGUGGUUGUUUUGUCUGUCUGUCUAUAGUGCUGGAGUUGCCUCUGGCUUGAGGACUUCUCUCUCAAUUGGCAUAACUUGGCUACAGAGUCAUACCAGCUGGAAAUGGCAAAGAAACCCUACACUCCUAGGAAAAAAAGCUUUCCAAAUUGGUUCUUCAGCUGUCCCCAUAGGAUAAACUUUUUUGGGCUCUAAGUAGAACCCUUUUGGAACCGAAAAGGGCUCUUCAAAGGGUUCUCCUAUGGGGACAGCCGAAGAACCCGUUUAGGUUCUAGAUAGCAGCGUUUAUUUUUUCUAAGAGUGUACAUGUCAUGUGUAGACCCACACAAUGCUCAGGUUGUUAUUUGUGGAUGCUAUAGCCAGGCACCCCCUCCCAUUCCACACAGGGCUGAGCAGGAGGAUUUGUUUCAGUGCUCUGAUGACACAGCACAUUCCACAGACAAUGGCUGGAGACGUGUUGGUGCGGGAGAUGUUAUCGGCACCUGGCGGGGGGGGUCUGUGGUGUGUGUGCUGUCAGGCCUCCAGCUGUGUGUACAGGGCAAUUAUGUCAACUUAGCAUAAUUAGCCAGCUAUUGUUUCUAGUAGAGGAAAGUAGCGUGUAGCAGAGAGCAAAAAUGAUGGUGGAGUGAAAGUGAGAGGUAGAGUGUAGUAGAGGUUUGAGUGGGAAACAAGUGUUGGAGGGAAAGAGAAAUGUUCCUGGUGAUGAUGAGAUUUGAGAGGCCUUUCCUAUUGGAAAGGGCGAAAGAGUUGAAGGAAACAGAUAUGUAGACUAGUGAAAGUGACAUAGAGAAAGUGAGUUCGGAGUAAAAAGAAAGGAAAUUGAACGUUUUUUUAAGUAUUUUUUUUUUUAAACCAAAGAUGAGAAGAAGCUUCAAUGAUUCAGGGGAUGAAAUGGAUUGGGUACUGUAUGUGCCCCUGGAACUUUUAACAUAGAUGGGAAACCCCAUUUGGAAAUGAAUUCAUUUUACAACAAUAAUAGCCUGACAGGGUUUUGUUAUAUUUGUACUUUAGUGUUAAGAAAUUGCUUUAAGCCAAACGCUAGAGGCUGUUAAAGCAAGUUGUGUCAUAGGCUGAGUGUGUUCUGUGGAAUGUGUUUGUGUGGCGUGUUUAGAAUGGCCUUAGUGUGCCACAUAUUUCAACCCUGGGAUGGGGCGUCAGAUCUGUGACUGAUACUUCCGAUAUAUUAUCAGAACAUGUGUAUGGGAAACUAUAGCAACCCCCAAGCAGCAGAAUGAACAUGUUGAAUGUUGUCAAAGGUCCUCUGGUGCAAAGUCCUGGGUAUUGAUUGAAACGACAGACCCGUUCUGUAUUAUAUUGUAUUUUAUUGCCCUUUGUAUUGCCUUUUAUUGUCAACUGGAUUUACAGUGAUAAAAUUAUACUAUGUUAGUAUUUUGUUUCAUUACGCUUCUGUUUUUGAUUCUCCAAAAUAUAGAAACUUUAUAUUGCUUUAUGUUAUGGCAGAAAGUAUUUCUUCCCUGAGUUUGGCCGUAAGAGAUCAGAGGACUGAUCGGACGUCAGUGGGAUCUGAAUAUUUCCUCUGUUUUGGUACACCUGAGAGGUGAGAGCAGCUGACCUGAGUUCAGUCAUGUUGCAGUGUUGUACCUGUGAACUUACAUCACGUAGAUAGAGAACCAACUGUGUUAUAGAGCCUGGUGACCCAACCACAGAGAACAGGGCCUUGUACAUUUGUACACUUCCAAAGAAAGAGGUGCCCAUUGACACCCCCCAAAGGGGAAAUCCAUGGCUUCUUAUUAUGACCGUGACCUCUCUAAAAUGCUAACACAUAGCAAGCCAGGGAUAAACACAUACUUGUAGGUACCAUCACGUUGACAACCCCUUGUUUGACCCCAAAUAAGUCAUGGUAAGACUCCCAUCUGUACCAAAGCAGGGAAUUCCUAAACUAAGGGAGUGAUAUCAGGAAAAACAAAGGAAAGAAUCUGAUUAAACUCUAUCUGCCAAACUGGAAUUAACUGGUGCAUAUCCGUUAGUAGCAGAAAGUCUAAUCAUAGGAAAACUUGACUGGAUAAUGGUAUUAAGACAAUAAUAAUAAUAAUAAUAGUAUUAUUAUGUUAUUUAAGUAUUAUUUUUGUUACGGCUCAUUCUUUUUCUUGGCUGUUGCCAUGGUUCUGAUUUUGAUUUGGCAUCAGUUGGUGAACCUGGACUGCCAAGGUGGUUUAAGUUGAAUGCCCUUUCUAUCUUUUAUGAUCCAGGUAUUUCUUUGUUGAUAAUGCUAAUUAUUAUCAAGGUGUUUUUUUAUACUUGUAUUUAUUGGUGAUUAAGCCAUUUCAUUUGAUGUAUAAAGCUACUCUGUCCAUGCUUUAGCCUGCUUGGGGAUGUGUUCAUAACGUAAAUGGAGAGAUAUCAUUGUCUGGGACACAGCCUUAAGGGAGUGAUGAUGUCUAAUUUCAUUGUGAAAGCAUUGGUCGAGUAUGUGUUUUGGGAGUUACAAUCUGAUUGAUUUCAUCAUAUAUGAAUAGGUCAUAAGACAUUUUCUGGUGAGGAACCAAACUUCAUGUGUCCCUCUGCUACAAACCAUCUACUGUAGUACUGUACCAACUCAAAUAAAUGGAUCCCGUCAAAGAA
Salmo salar (Atlantic salmon) is the source of this 7110-nucleotide messenger RNA. RefSeq names its product NUAK family, SNF1-like kinase, 1b (gene nuak1b). Gene Ontology annotation, cellular component: cytoplasm. Gene Ontology annotation, molecular function: tau-protein kinase activity; ATP binding. NCBI's taxonomy places the organism in Eukaryota, Metazoa, Chordata, Actinopteri, Salmoniformes, Salmonidae. The record is from RefSeq and is a predicted model, not a curated record. Gene Ontology annotation, biological process: protein phosphorylation; microtubule cytoskeleton organization; intracellular signal transduction.